Molecule: messenger RNA, 2940 nt
Organism: Closterium sp. NIES-67
Lineage: Eukaryota; Viridiplantae; Streptophyta; Zygnematophyceae; Desmidiales; Closteriaceae
Source: the annotation of a GenBank genome assembly
AUCCGCGUUCUCCGCCGCACCAGCCGAUGCAUCGCUCCGCGCAUCCCCCGCUGUCCCACCUCGCGGCCGCACGCCUCGCCGCGUCAGAGCUCUCGGCGCGGCGUUGCUGCCGUCUUCUGUGCCACGUCACAACGCUCCUCUUAGCGCCAUUCCCGCCGGCGAGAGCGGUCGCUUCUGCGGCAUCGCAAUCCCGCGCAUCCGCCAUUGCGCCCUCCCCGCAACGCGCGUCCCGCAUUCCGGGCUUUCCGCUGCGAUCAUUUUCGUCGAGCUCGUGUGGAUUCAAAGCCACGUCACCCAACCGCCUAGCCACUUCAGCCUCCGUCUCACCUCUCUCCCCGCACCAGCCAUCCGCGCCCCUCCCGCCCAUGGCGUCGGCGGAGCCCUUCUCCGCUCCGACUACGCAAUGCGCCAGCUCCCCGGCCCCUUCCCCUCCUUCAUCCCCCCCCGCCUCUUCCCCUCCUCCGGCCCUUACCCCCCGCGUGCCGCUCUCGCGGCGCCUGUGGCGGAACGCGCCCAGCGCGCGCGCAGCAAUGGCGGCGCUGUACCACCCGUUCGUGCUGGCGCUGGGCGCGGGAUCGCUGCCGCGGCGGCGCUUCGUGCGGUACUCGCUGCAGGACGCCUUCUUCCUCUCCGCCUUUGCUGACUCGUAUGGGGCGGCGGCAUCACUCCUGGAUGGGGGCGAGGAGGAUGGGGAGGGGGUUCAGGAAGGGGAGGGGGAGCUGAGUGUGCGGGCGGUGCUGCAGCGGUUGCAGGGGGAAGCAGAUGGCGAGCUGGUGAUGCACGCAGGCACUGUGAAGGCAUGGGUUGAGGAGUCACGUGACCCAUCCCGAGCACGCACGGACCAGGAUGCGGGCGUCACUGCGGACGUCACAACAGACAGCGCCCCUCUGCCGGCCACUCUAGAGUACACGGCCUUUCUGGCGCACAUCGUGAGGGGGGAGAGGGGCGUAUGGGAUGGCAUGGGUUUGGGGGAGGAGAGGGGCGAGAAGGACAAAAAAAGCCACCCGUACGACCAUGUGAAUGGCUUCAGGCCCUCGGAGGAUCGGGUCUCCCCAGGUGCCCGUCGCUGGCACGCCCUGUGUGUGCUGGCGGCCAUGCUGCCGUGCAUGCGCCUCUAUGCCUUCAUAGGUCAGACCCUGGGGGGCGCCGUGUGGGGCAUGCGCGGAGUGGUGGGGGCGGCGAGGGGGGGAGGAGGUGAAUGUGGCAGCAGCGAGGUGUGCUUCAAGGGAGGGACGAGUCUGUCGGAGGGCGACUGGCAGUGGCACCCGUACGGCCAGUGGCUGCACACGUACUCGUGCCAGGGCUUCGAGGCAGCAGCAUCGCUCCUGGAGUCAGCAUUUGACCGCCUGUGGUCGCGCCACCUCCUCUCCCUGCAGCAUUCCUGCAGCUCCCAAUCCGCAUCGCAGCAGCACCUGUCAGAGCAGCAGCGGCAGGCAGAGCAGCACCUGUCACAGGUGUACGGCAGAGCCAUGCAGCUCGAGUUUGACUUCUUCCACGCGCAGCUCGCUCCCUUCCCCACUGCCCCGCCACUGCCACAUGCACCGCUCUCCGUGCUUUCCGUUCCCGUGUGGCCGGGCUUCUUUGCCCUGGCGUCACAUGGGCAGGCGACCGUGAGAAGGGAGGCGUCAGAAGCAGGAGGAUCAAGCAGGGCCGGUGCAAGGCGGGUGGUGUUGGCUGUGGACUUUGACGGCACGUGCACGGUGGACGACUCCAGCGCCCUGCUCGCCUGCCUGGCCCUCGCCCAGGCUGGCUCCAGUGCAGGCGCCCAGCAGGUGUGGGACGACCUGGUGCAGCGGUACGUGCAGGACCACUCUGGCUUCAUGGCCAGCAACCUGCCGCCCCACCCACCUGCUGCUGCACACAGGGACAGCAGCAGCAGCAGCAGCAGCAGCAGCAGCAAGACAAGAGACCAGCGCAGUGACAGUAACACCAGCAGCAGCAGAAGAAGCAGCGCCACCACCACCACCAGCGCUACCCCUGACCUUCCUCCUGGCCUCCUCCCCUUCCUCCACCGCCUCUCCUCCUUCGAGGCCAUGGCCAAUCAGCGCGUGACAGCUGUCGCCGCCCUGCAGGGCAUUCCCCAGCACGCCUUGCUGGCAGCAGCCAGGGAGGCUGCUGACGUGGCAGAGGGGGAAGGGGUGGGAGAGGGCAGGGGGAGCUUCAGGUCCGGGUGCCCGCGGGUGCUGAGGCGAGUGGGGGGGGAGGGGGGUGUGGUGCAGGUGGUAUCUGUGAGCUGGAGUGGGGCAUAUGUCAGGGAGGCUGUGAGGCACGCAAUGCUGAUGGAGGAGGGGGAGUGGGGAGAGAGGGGGAAGCAAGGAGAGGCAGAAGGGGUUGGGGAGAAGACAUGCAGUGGUGUGGGGGAGGAGGGUGGAGCAGGCGAGAACAGCAUGGUGGUGGUGAGGGCGAAUGAGAUGGAGUUUGAUGCACACGGUGUGUCCACGGGUGCAGUGGACUUCCAUGUGCAGGGGCCCAUGGAUAAAGACACCAUCUUCCAUGCCCUCACACAUGGCAAGCUCACACACGGUGGCCCCGAGCACGAGACUGCAGGUGCAGCAACACCAGCAGCGCCGUGUGCCCCCCUGUGGCCCUCCGCCCAUCCCGCGCUGUACAUUGGCGAUAGCACCACGGACUUGUUGCCCUUGCUGCGAGCGCAGGUGGGCGUGGUGAUGGGGGGAGGGGCGUCCAGCCUGGGCAGGGUCAUUCGGGCCUUCGGCAUUCACCGCCUGCCGCUGGUGGCGUUGGCUGUGCUGCACGUGCAGCAGGCUGCGGCGGAAGUGAAGGGGGGGGGGCGAGAGAGUGGCUGUCCUGAGCUGGUGGUGCCGCCAUGGACGGUGUUCGAUGCCUGCAGUUGGGAGGAGCUCGAGGUAUUCCUCUUUGGGCCCUACUCUCAGAAACCCUGACCUCUAGGCACUCUUCAAUUCAUUGUUGAUCAAUGGUUAU